Molecule: messenger RNA, 573 nt
Organism: Labrus bergylta (ballan wrasse)
Lineage: Eukaryota; Metazoa; Chordata; Actinopteri; Labriformes; Labridae
Source: RefSeq, a predicted model, not a curated record
GGUAAAUAAAAUAAAAAAAGUAAACUUGAAAUGUGCAGUAAACUGAGUGUCUUGGAAUGAGGAAGUAAACAACAGAUCAGCUGAAGUGAAACUCUGCUACAGUAGGUGAGGGAGACGGGUCUGAUGCACACUGUAGAUGUUUCCUGAAUCAGUACGACAUCCGGAAGCAGCAGCAGAGUGAGACCUCCUCGCUUCUGCUGCCUCUCUGCUCUUUGUUUUUAGGAAACGUGUCCUUACAGAGACUCCAGCAGCGUUUGUUGUAGAUGAAUGAGAAAGACACAGCUCCAGCUCUCCACUGAAGCCCGACUCUGAACAAACAUGUCUGAGGCUGAACCGGUCUCGGUCCCGGAGGCCGCCGCCGCCGUCCUGGAAGCCCUGAACGCCACGGACUCGAACGGGACCGAGGCGCUCAACGCGACGGUUAAAUUCGUGGCCACACCGGAGGGCACGGCGCUGGCUUACGGCGGCCUGGUGUUCAUGGCGCUGCUGCCCAUCUUCUUCGGAGCCAUACGGUCCGUCAGCUGCUCUAAAUCCAAGGAGCUUGGAGACAAUGAUUACGACUCUGGGUUCAGA